AUGUGCGAAAAUUAUUGUAGAAUGCAGCUUUUAUAUCAGUUGAAGCAAAAAAAAAGUUUAGAAUAGAAUUAACCUUCCAUUUUAUAUUAGAAAAUAUCUUCUAUAGUGAAGAAAGCAAAAUAGCAGGCUUAGAAGUCUCUUGGAGAGACACAAAUUUAAGCAGUAUUUAAUGAAACAAGGUUCUAAUCUUCAAAUAGAUAACCGUUUUAUAAGCAAAACAAAUUGAAGGAGAUUAAAUAUCAAAUUAGUCAUUUAAAGACUGAGUAAAAGUCUAUAAACUUUGAUUUCAAUUAAAAUGUAUCGAGAAGGUAUGCUAAGUCAAUCACAGUGCAAAGAGAGGAACUUCAAAAUGAGCAGCAAUAUUAUUAAUCCCCUUAAAAUUAUCGUUAUGCAUAAUUUAAUAAUUAUCCAAAGAAGGUGAUAAUCUUUUCAUAAAGAGCUACGCCUCAAAGAAAAAAUUUAAAUAUAGGAUUAAAUUUAGAUACGUUGAGAAGUUGGAGGAGGAAUAGUUAAGAUAGUUCUAAAUGA
Messenger RNA from Paramecium tetraurelia, 528 nucleotides. RefSeq lists its product as uncharacterized. Lineage: Eukaryota; Ciliophora; Oligohymenophorea; Peniculida; Parameciidae. The transcript has a single exon. The record is from RefSeq and is a predicted model, not a curated record.